CUCUUGAAGAUAGCACGAAACACCAUCAUUACUUGCACGAUUACCAAACACAGCACUCAGUUGCAGUUGGCCAGAUUCACUGCUCUUAGAGCUCUUGCUUCCUUCCUUGCCUUCCUCUUAUCCAUCAAUGGCAGCCAAAAAUGGUCAAUCCCUCACGGCACCGCCGCCUCGUCCCACCAUCACUCUCCCGCCGCGACCUCCCAUGGAGGCCUUCUUCACCGGAGGACCCGGCCUGAGCCCCGGCCCCAUGACUCUCGUCGCUAGCUUCUUCUCCGACGGUUACCCUGACUCCGAUUGCCGCUCUUUCUCUCAGCUGCUCGCCGGAGCUAUGGCUUCGCCGCUUGCUUUCGGCGCCAGGCCUGGCUUCCUUCCGGACAAUACUUGUGAGGAUGGAGCAACGAAGAAUUUGGGGCUCAAGCAGAGUCGACCGAUGAAUUUGGUCGUUUCUCGUUCCCCAUUGUUUACAAUCCCGCCUGGGCUUAGCCCUUCUGGCUUGCUUAAUUCUCCAGGCUUCUUUUCGCCGCAGAGCCCCUUUGGGAUUUCCCACCAACAGGCUCUAGCACAGGUUACAGCUCAAGCUGUCCUAGCACAAUCACAAAUGCACGUGCAAGCUGAUUUUCAACCUUCUGCUGUAACAGCCCCUGCGGAACCAUUGGCAGUGCAGCCAUUCUGUACUGCAGGUGAAGGAUCAGAGCUGCAAGUGGCACCAUCAGUUUUGGAACCUCAAGGUGCCCAACUGGAAAUAUCUGAAAUUUCUCACUCUGAUAACAAAAAUCAACCUUCAUCUACGGGUGUUGACAAACCAGCAGAUGAUGGCUAUAACUGGCGUAAGUAUGGGCAGAAGCAGGUUAAGGGGAGUGAGUAUCCCCGGAGCUACUACAAGUGUACACAUCUGAAUUGCCCUGUAAAGAAAAAGGUUGAGCGUGCCACCGAUGGCCAUAUCACUGAAAUUACAUACAAAGGCCAGCAUAACCAUGAAAUGCCUCAGCCAAACAGACGUGCUGCCAAAGAUAAUUGCGAAUCAAAUGAAAGUAAAAGCAUUCAAGUUAUGUCUGUGUCAAAUACACAGGGUUGGGUUGGAAAUUCAAAUGUUUUAUCUGAAAGCAUGCCUGACCAUUCAAUGCCUGUGAGUGACCAGAACUCCAAUCAAGAGGCUCCCAGACAGUUACCUGGAUCAGGUGAGAGUGAGGAAGCACUUGAUGCAAAUAUUACAGAAGAAGAUGGAGAUGUUGGCGAGCCAAACCCAAAAAGGAGGAGUACUGAGGUUGGAGCUUCUGAAGCUUCUUUGUCCCACAAGACUGUUACAGAACCUAAAAUCAUUGUGCAAACAAGAAGCGAAGUUGAUCUGUUAGAUGAUGGCUACAGGUGGCGCAAGUAUGGGCAGAAAGUAGUGAAGGGAAAUCCUCAUCCAAGGAGUUAUUACAAAUGCACUAGUACAGGAUGUAAUGUGCGUAAGCAUGUUGAGAGAUCUUCAACAGACCCUAAAGCUGUCAUAACAACGUAUGAAGGAAAACAUGACCAUGAUGUCCCUGCUUCUAGAAAUAGCAGCCACACCACUGCUACUACCAAUUCAACGCCUUUAAAACCUCAUAAGGUGAUUCCUGGGAAGCAUCCUUUGCUUAAAGAUAUGGAUUUUGGAAACAAUGAGCAAAGACCGGCUGUUUUACGCUUAAAAGAAGAGCAAAAAAGAUUAUAAAUAUAAUACUAAUAUCAGUUAAGCAACUUUUUUGAGUUAGAGAACUGGCCAGGUGCAUGGUGGCGUUGUCUAGAAAUUGAAAAUGUGAAGGCUUCUUGAAGAUAGUUGACCAUGGUUGGCGCUUGUAUUUUGUUCCCUAGGUUCUCUUUAUUUUGACACUUUUGUAAAUGAAGUUAUGGACCUUCUUGUUGUAUAUGACAGAUCAUUAGAACUUAUAAAUAGACAUAUAGUUAGUCUCACUUGCAAAGGCAGUUGUGAUUGGAGUCGUCGUGUAUAGAACUGAAGAAUUAUGUUGGUUCUUCUCAUGAAAUUUCCUCGACAAUUAA
Molecule: messenger RNA, 2022 nt
Organism: Prosopis cineraria
Lineage: Eukaryota; Viridiplantae; Streptophyta; Magnoliopsida; Fabales; Fabaceae
Product: probable WRKY transcription factor 4
Exons: 4
Coding region: 128-1696 (522 amino acids)
Biological process (GO): regulation of DNA-templated transcription
Molecular function (GO): sequence-specific DNA binding; DNA-binding transcription factor activity
Source: RefSeq, a predicted model, not a curated record